Molecule: messenger RNA, 817 nt
Organism: Neurospora crassa OR74A
Lineage: Eukaryota; Fungi; Ascomycota; Sordariomycetes; Sordariales; Sordariaceae
Exons: 2
Coding region: 159-491 (110 amino acids)
Source: RefSeq, a predicted model, not a curated record
AAGCCAUCACCACUGCUGCAAUUUGCAACGAAUUCGACAAUCAAGAACAACUGCACCCGGAGACUGUCGAUUAAAGCCAUCAAGAGCAAAACAAACCCAAUUUUCAAGUACAAGAAACACCAUCCAAAAUACAGAUCAUAGCCCUCAAACCUUUCAAAAUGGUCCGCGCCACUCCCGCCAUCCGCACCGCUCUCCGCCCCGUCGUCCGUGCCAGCCCCCAGCGCGCUCAACAGGUCCGUUUCCGGAGCACCGAGUCUACCGAUAGCGCUCGCGACAAGGGUCCCGUCAAGGACUUCAACAAGACCGGUAACACCAACAAGCCAUGGCUCUACGCCGGCGUUGCUGGCCUCACCCUGGGCGGCAUCUACGCCACGAUGAUGGGCAAUCCCGACAAGGCUGCUGGCGCCGCAAAGAAGGUUGAUCAGAAGCUUGAUUUCGUUGCUGAGGGGAAGAGUGCGCCUCAUACCCCACAUGUUGGCGACAGGAAGUAAACGAAACGACUUACAACCGGUUACCUAAUCGAGCGAUGGAGAUUUGUUCGUUUGGAUGAGUUUAUGACUUUCUUACAUUUACAGUGGGGGAAAUUGGGAGUCAUUUGCGAGACGGCGUUCUUUUGAUGAUACUUAGUUUAACGUGGUGAAUGGAUGGGAGGUCCCCACGCGAUGGAUGAUAAGACGUUUCGCGGCUGUGAUGUGGAAAUGUGUGAAUGGCGGUGGCUAGGAAGGUGAAGAGACGAGGAAGCACUGAAUGGUGCCCAGAGUUUGAGUUACAGGAUGGAAACUGGCAAAUGCUAAGGCAGUACAAUAGUCAUUUAAAC